Molecule: messenger RNA, 1182 nt
Organism: Olea europaea var. sylvestris
Lineage: Eukaryota; Viridiplantae; Streptophyta; Magnoliopsida; Lamiales; Oleaceae
Product: nifU-like protein 2, chloroplastic
Exons: 4
Coding region: 176-856 (226 amino acids)
Biological process (GO): iron-sulfur cluster assembly
Cellular component (GO): mitochondrion; chloroplast stroma
Molecular function (GO): iron-sulfur cluster binding; iron ion binding
Source: RefSeq, a predicted model, not a curated record
ACUUUGAAUUUUAGCCACCAAUGAGUUCAAGCUCCAUGCUGCCACGCACGAGACACACGGCCAUAUUUUCCUCAGCACCGAUGUACAGAACAAAACAAUCCAACCGACCCCAGAAGUGAACAAGAACUGGAGAAGUAUUAACACACAAACUACCCAGAAAAAUCCCCGACCAAGAAUGGUGAUGAAUUCUCCGGCUUAUUCAUGUUCUCCUUCCUCUUCCACAAGGCCUCCUCCUAUCAAGGUUUCCAGUUUCUUGGACAAUCGAUUUUUGUUAUCUAGGAGAAGCAAUCUGGCGCGGCGAACCUCAUGGCGUUCUCAUCGAAUUGGUUUCACUAAAGUUCCGUGGCAGCCCGUUGUGAAGGCUGUUGCUACCCAAGAUUCGGCCGUGGAAUUGCCUCUGACUGCAGAAAAUGUUGACAGCAUAUUGGAUGAGAUUCGACCUUAUCUCAUAGCAGAUGGGGGUAAUGUUGCUUUACAUGAAAUUGAUGGAAAUGUUGUAAAGGUGAAGCUACAAGGAGCAUGUGGCUCGUGUCCGAGUUCUGUAAUGACGAUGAAAAUGGGCAUUGAGCGCCGCCUGAUGGAAAAGAUCCCUGAAAUUAUUGCUGUUGAAUCAAUAUCAGAUGAAGAAACUGGUCUUGAGCUGAAUGAAGAAAACAUUGAAAUGGUACUGGAAGAACUAAGACCUUACCUUGUUGGGACAGCUGGUGGAACUUUAGAACUCGUGGAAAUUGAGGAGCCAAUAGUGAAAGUUCGGAUAUCAGGUCCUGCAGCAGGUGUGAUGACUGUUCGAAUAGCAGUGACUCAGAAACUUCGAGAGAAAAUCCCAGCAAUUGCUGCUGUUCAACUCUUGUCAUAAGAAAUUACUCAGACCUUUUUUCUUGUCGAAUUUAUCCAACAAACCCAAUAGAUUGAAGACAAAGUGAAUUUAAUUGAAGACUUGGUGCAUUGUUGAAUUUAAGCCUUGGUGAGAAAAUAGUUGGCCUAGUCCUAUGAUUCAGAAGUAGCAGGGUAGAUCAUACAUAGUGCAGAAUAUGCCUACUACUUUAUUUUGUACAGUUUAUUGGCUCGAGUCAGCUGAUCACUGUUAUUUAUAAUUUCGUGAAGAAAUUUUUUUGCUUCAACUGUGGAUUGAAUUGUAUGAAUGGCCUAUAUGUUGAUCAGGCCUUACCAGGGAUUACAGAA